UCCGACCCAACGCGCGCACAUUGUUCGCAGACACACAAAACUAUCGCGUUCUCUUGCUUCUCUCUCGAGCCGCUCACUCACCACACCACAGCUCCUGUUCACACUGUUCAUCUUUCUUCAACUUUCCUUCAACGCUACUUCUAAUUGCAGACUCCAGCCCUUUCUUCACUUCCUCAAGUAAUUGAAUCCAUACGGUGGCUGCCCUACUUAAUCAGCAUAUCUGACUGGUGGCGGCACUAAGGUUUCUGAGUAACCAUGGCCGAUUUCCAGACCUCGACUCAACGAGCCAAAUGGAUCUUGUCUCCUCAGGAGCUGGGUUGCAGGUACAAAGCUGCUAACCAGAGAGCAAUUGAAGCUCUGGAGAAGUGUAGUUUGGUGCAUCACUUAUGGAAGUCGAUGCUGACGGAUCAUUGUCGUAUCCAGACCCCCAGAUAAAUUUGAAAGAUCAUGCUGACAAACAUUCUCGCCCCAAAUCAUUAAGUAUUGAAGAAGAGCAAUUUAUGCGAGUAUUUUAUGAAAACAAACUUCAAGAAGUAUGCAACAAUUUUCAUUUUCCUCAUAAAAUCCAGGCAACAGCUCUAAUAUAUUUUAAAAGAUUCUACCUGCAAUGGUCUGUGAUGCAACAUAAUCCAAAAAAUGUGAUGUUAACCUGCAUUUAUGCAGCUUGUAAGAUAGAAGAAAAUCAUGUCUCGGCUGAGGAGCUUGGUAAGGGGAUUUCACAGGAUCAUCAAAUUAUUCUCAAUUACGAGAUGAUAGUUUAUCAGAGUCUGGAAUUUGAUCUUAUUGUUUAUGCACCUUAUCGAUCAGUUGAAGGAUAUGUCAACGAUAUUGAGGAACUCUUUCAUGAGAAUGCUGAAAUGCUUCAAAUGCUGAAGGCAACAGCAUCAUUGGAUGUUGAUAAAAUUAUGUUAACAGAUGCCCCACUUCUCUUCCCCCCUGGGCAGUUGGCAUUGGCUGCAUUGCGCAGAUCAAAUGAAGUUCAUGGAGUUAUUGACUUUAAUAGCUACCUCGACAGUAUCCUCUCUCGCCAGAAUUCCACGCAUACAAUUUCUGAGCUCUAUGAGGGUAUUAAUGCAAUUGAAUCGUUGGUUAAUCGGUAUGCUUUCCCUUCAGAAAAGGAUUUAAAGCACAUCAACCGAAAAUUAAAAUCUUGCUGGGGACUAGGCUCAAACGACGAGAGUAAGAAAAGGGAGAAGAAAUCAAAGCACAAAUCAAAGAGAAGUUCGAAUGAAAUGCAAAAUAGGCCUUUGCACAAUUAGCUGAAGCUCAGCUUUGGCUUUGGGUAAUGAGUUUGGUAUAUGAAGCCAACAUCCUUGAGCCGCGUUCAACAUGAAAAUAUGGAAAAGGAAAACAUCAUAUCAAAGCACAGAUUAAAAAUUUGCCCCCUCUUUGAUACUCAUCUCUGAUUUUAUUCUUUUCUUGAGUCAGCUAUAUUUCUUGGUCAGUAGUGACCAAGAAAUUCCUGCCAUGUAAUGAUAACACCGACAAUUUUGAAUUCCAGACUUAUUCUGUCCUAGAUUUUAUUUCACAUUUUGUUCCGUGGAUGAAAGAGCUUUUUCAUAUCUCCUUCCCUUUGGAAUGCGGGAGGAAAUUUCAUCUUCCUAA
Molecule: messenger RNA, 1605 nt
Organism: Cucumis melo (muskmelon)
Lineage: Eukaryota; Viridiplantae; Streptophyta; Magnoliopsida; Cucurbitales; Cucurbitaceae
Product: cyclin-H1-1
Exons: 14
Coding region: 387-1259 (290 amino acids)
Biological process (GO): regulation of transcription by RNA polymerase II; regulation of cyclin-dependent protein serine/threonine kinase activity
Cellular component (GO): nucleus; transcription factor TFIIK complex
Molecular function (GO): cyclin-dependent protein serine/threonine kinase regulator activity
Source: RefSeq, a predicted model, not a curated record